Molecule: messenger RNA, 315 nt
Organism: Plasmodium reichenowi
Lineage: Eukaryota; Apicomplexa; Aconoidasida; Haemosporida; Plasmodiidae
Exons: 2
Coding region: 1-315 (104 amino acids)
Source: RefSeq, a predicted model, not a curated record
AUGUCAAAUAUCAAUACGGUUAAGAUUGAUUAUUCAGAAUACAGAACAAAAAGGGUUUACAACCCAAAAGUUCACGUAUCCGGAUGGUAUGAUAUUCAGAACGAUCUAGAGUAUAUAGAACAUUAUAACAAGGAGAAAGAAUUUUAUAUUGCUGAAUAUCCAAAAAACAAAUUCGAAAAAAGAUAUAAAAAUAUGAACAGAAAAAGCACAAAAAAUAUUUCUGAUAAGAAGGUGAUUUUUUAUCAGGAGGGUUAUGAAUCCGAAUCGUGGGUAACUGAAAAUAAAGAAUCAUACAAGGUGCAUGAGACAAAAUAA